Molecule: messenger RNA, 3644 nt
Organism: Elgaria multicarinata webbii
Lineage: Eukaryota; Metazoa; Chordata; Lepidosauria; Squamata; Anguidae
Gene: KIF23
Product: kinesin family member 23
Exons: 24
Coding region: 29-2995 (988 amino acids)
Biological process (GO): microtubule-based movement; mitotic spindle midzone assembly
Cellular component (GO): kinesin complex; microtubule; nucleus
Molecular function (GO): ATP hydrolysis activity; ATP binding; microtubule binding
Source: RefSeq, a predicted model, not a curated record
GCAACGAGCAGAAGCGGGGCUCGGCGCGAUGAAGGCGGCUGCUAGAACUAAAACCCCUAGGAAGUAUGCAGUGAAGAAGGCAUCCAGCAACAGCUUGAAGGACCCUGUUGGGGUGUACUGCCGGGUGCGGCCAGUCAGCGUGCCUGAUCAAGAGUGCUGCAUAGAAAUGGUCAGUAGCACAACAGUCCAAGUUCACCCGCCUGAUGGAUACCGCAUCACCCGCAAUGGGGAGUAUAAAGAGGUUCAGUAUUCAUUUAAAGAAGUGUUUGGCACCAGCAUUUCUCAGAGACGUGUGUUUGAUGUGGUUGCUAGACCUCUAGUGGAAGACCUUAUCCAUGGAAAAAAUGGUCUCCUUUUUACCUAUGGCGUCACAGGGAGUGGGAAAACCCACACGAUGACAGGUUCUCCUGGUGAUGGCGGGCUGCUUCCUCGCUGCCUAGACAUGAUCUUCAACAGCAUAGGGCCUCUUCAGGCUAAACGAUAUGUUUUCAAGCUGGAUGACAAGAACGGGGUGGAGGUGCAGUGCGAGGUUGACGCUUUGCUUGAACGCCAAAAAAGAGAAGCUCUUCCAAUUCCAAAGACUCCAUCUGGCAACAAACGGCAAAUAGACCCUGAAAUUGCUGACAUGAUUAACGUGCAAGAUAACUGCAAAGUGGACGAAGUUGAUGAUGAUAAUGUUUACAGCGUGUUUGUCUCCUACAUCGAGAUCUAUAACAACUACAUCUAUGACCUUUUGGAAGACCCCCCCUUUGAUCCCACCAAACCAAAGUGGAACACCUGUGGCACUCCGGUGCGGAACGUUGACUUUAUGCUGCCCCAAUCCAGAACUCUCCGUGAGGAUCAGAAUCACAAUAUGUAUGUUGCAGGAUGCACCGAGGUCGAAGUCAAGUCCACCGAGGAAGCUUUUGAAGUCUUCUGGAGAGGCCAAAAGAAGAGACGCAUUGCAAAUACUCAGCUGAAUCGUGAAUCCAGCCGUUCGCAUAGCGUCUUUCUGAUUAAACUGGCCCAGGCACCAUUGGAUGCAGAUGGCGAUAAUGUUCUACAGGAGAGAGAGCUAAUCACCUUGAGCCAGUUAUCGUUGGUUGACCUGGCAGGAAGUGAGCGAACAAACAGAACCAAAGCAGAAGGGAGCCGGCUGCGUGAAGCAGGCAAUAUUAAUCAAUCAUUAAUGACAUUAAGAACCUGUAUUGAGGCACUGCGGGAGAACCAAACCUACGGGACCAAUAAGAUGGUCCCUUAUCGAGACUCCAAGCUGACCCAUCUUUUCAAGAAUUACUUUGAUGGAGAAGGAAAAGUGCGUAUGAUUGUCUGCGUGAACCCAAAGGCUGAAGACUACGAUGAGAGUUUGCAAGUAAUGCGAUUUGCAGAAAUCACGCAAGAAGUAGAGGUUGCAAGACCUGCCGAUAAGCCGCUGUGUGGAUUAACCCCCGGUCGGCGGUUUAAGAACCAGGCCUUCAGGGAGGAGCUGUCCCGGCAGCUGGAACUUCGAGGCGGACCGAUUGACAGAGAUUGGGAGCCGUCUGCCACAGAGAGGCUUCUGCAGAGUUUCCCCCCAAUACCUUCUUGUGAACUCCUGGACAUCAAUGACGACCAGACCCUACCUCAGCUGAUUGCAGUGCUGGAGCAACGGCAUCACGCCCGACAGAUGUUGUCGGAGCAGUUGGCCAAAAACGUGAUUUCUGUGAAGGGCAUGCUGCAAGAACUUGAUGCCAGCAUAGUCUCCAAAGAGAACGUGGCGCAAGUGAAAAUGGCCGAGAGAGACAAAGUCAUCUCCGCCCAAAAAACGGAGCUGGAGCGCCUCGAAAAGAAAGCACGGACGCUGGAAUACAAGGUUGACAUCUUGGAGAAAACAACGGCCAUUUAUGAAGAGGAGAAGCGCAACUUGCACCAGGAGCUGGACAGCAAGAGCCAGAAGCUGCAGCGCCAAGUUUCUGACAAGCGUCGGCUAGAGGCCCGGCUGCAGGGCAUGGUGACGGAGACGACGCAGAAGUGGGAGAAGGAAUGUGAGCGGCGGGUGGCAGCUAAGCAGCUUGAGAUGCAGAACAAGCUCUGGGUGAAAGACGAGAAGCUCAAGCAACUCAAAGCCAUCGUCACAGAGCCGAAGAGCAGCAAGCCAGAGAGGCCUUCUCGGGAGAAGGACCGGGAGAAGGCGCCGCAGAGAUCCUUGUCCCCUCCUCCGGUCCCUUUUUCCAGUAACUCUGUCAGUCAGCUCCCUAACAACAACAAUCCUCGCCUGCCUGCCGCAAGCCAGCCACAGCUGCACAGGCGCUCUAACUCUUGCAGCAGCAUUUCCGUGGCCUCCUGCGUCUCGGAAUGGGAGCAGAGGACGCCUACUCACAGCAGCCAGCAGCCCGGCGGUGGCAUGCCCAGAGGCAGGAGUAGACUGCCGGAGCCAGAGCAAGCUAGGCACGGUGUCAUGUCAGACAGAAGGCGGGGCAUGUGCUGGACCGGAGCCCUCGAGGUCCCCGGCGGUAGAGAGGCGCUAGAGGUAGAAGAGGACCUGUGCUGCAGGAACGCGCCGCCAGUUCGUCUCCGGCACAGGCGUUCUCGCUCGGCUGGGGAGAGGUGGGUGGACCACAAGCCUCCCUCCAACGUGCAGACGGAAACUGUCAUGCAGCCCCACGUGCCCCACGCCAUCACCGUGGCGGCUGCAAAUGAAAAGGCCCUGGCCAAGUGUCAGAAAUACAUGCUGACCCACCAAGAGCUGGCGUCUGAUGGGGAGAUAGAGACAAAGCUCAUCAAGGGCGACGUGUACAAGACCAGAGGGGGUGGGCAGGCCGUCCAGUUCACCGAGAUUGAAACCCUGAAGCAGGAAUCCCCGACAGGUCGCAAGCGAAGAUCCUCUCCCUCAAGCCCUCUGCCACCGGAUGAGGCUACCGAGUCGGAAUGGACAGACGUGGAAACGAGAUGUUCUGUUGCAGUGGAGAUGAAGGCAGGAUCUCAUCUUGGACCAGGAUAUCAGCACCAUGCUCAGCCCAAACGCAGAAAACCAUGAAGCGUUCUGUUGGGCAUCCUGUGUCAGAGAGUGUUUCAGGCUACAUAGCUGGCUAUGCUAGACUGUGGCUAAAGAAGUGUCAAAUAUAUAAUAAAAGUGCACUUUUGGCUCUGCUCUACAUCGUAACGUUGCGGAAGGUGGCCUUAUUCCAUUCUGUUACCUUUCGACUGUCUUUUUGUAAGGCUGCCUCUUGCAUACGAGCCCAACCCUGUCUUCUUGCCACCUUUACCACAAAUAGUUUAACUCUCUUUCCAUGUGUGGAUUUUUUUUUUUAAAAAAAAGACUGUAUUAAACAAAAAACAUGCUGUUAUUUAUUUAGCUGUCCUAAUGCAUUUUAGGACUAUCUUGGUGCCGGUUCUGAGCUGUAGUCCUGCUUUAGCAAUAGCGCUCUUUCAGUUCAAGGCGUUGCUGUCCUAGCACUGGGCGCCGUCCUGUACCUGCGGACAGGUGUGAAGACGGCCUUGUCUCCUGCUGUGUGUUCUGUGCAGCAGGAAGGCAUGAACUGUGUUGGGGUUGGUGACCUUCUCUAUUCCUUUGCCUGCUAUGCAUGAUUUUAACAUAUUGUGUUCGCUAGACAACUGUGUAGUGAGAGGAUUAUAUGUCCAUGUGUGGUUUUAGAUUGAAUUUGCAAAUAAAACCUUCAUUCACA